Molecule: messenger RNA, 2000 nt
Organism: Radiomyces spectabilis
Lineage: Eukaryota; Fungi; Mucoromycota; Mucoromycetes; Mucorales; Radiomycetaceae
Exons: 4
Coding region: 115-1530 (471 amino acids)
Biological process (GO): protein transport
Cellular component (GO): cytoplasm
Source: RefSeq, a predicted model, not a curated record
GUUUCUUUUUGGGUCACAGGAUUGAGCCAAUGAUAUCAUGGGAAACUGUGCAGACUGUGCCAAGUGUUCUUCUGAAAUUCAGAGAUCUUUUCUACUUGAUUCUUCUUCCUUUCAAUGAUCUUUUCUCGAAAUACAAGCUCACCUGUUCAUUCCUUCAGUCUGAACGUUAGUUCAGGCGGCCACGAUAAACCAGUGGCAUUCGGACCUGGUUCGGCAUUGAAUGGCUCUGUGAUGUUAACCUUGGAUAAACCCGCGGAAAUUUACAAUAUUCGUGUUGUCUUUAAAUGUGAAGAACAAGAUACAAAUAAGCAAAGCACCAUCAUCUUUUGUGUAGAAUCCACUGUGUGGGGCAAGCCACGCUCAGUGGGCCAAACUCGUCAACUGACAGCCGGAAGCCACAUGUAUCUAUUUGCGAUCAAAUUACCGCAUGUGAACUAUCCCCCUUCGAUGCGUGAUACAUACAUCGGACAUCGUGUCGAAUAUAGUCUGCAAGCGUUCUUGGAACUGCAUAAUGAUGCGCAGAGUUGCAUCGAGACAUUAGCUGUGCCGAUUAUGUACCUGCCGUUAGUGACAUGCAACCUGCCAGGUCGACAUCCAGAAUCCAAGAAAACGCAGACCUUUAGACGGGGCGAUGCAGUGAUUGAAGUGAAUGCAGAACUCAUCAAACCCGCUUAUUGUCCAGGGGACCUCUGCACCAUUAAGCUAACGGUGAACAACCAUUCCGACUGCAAGAUCAAUAACGUGCAAAUUUCAUUGGUUUCCACGGCAACGAGUCAUUCGCUGUCGACCACAGAAACAAAUCGAUCAGAAACGCCCAUUUUAGGAAUUAACCACUAUGACUCCAAGCGCCAUACUGUGUAUUCGGAAAACGUGUUCACCUCAAUACCAAAGUAUGCCAAGAACCACCAAUCGAUCCUUCAAUUCCGAAUCCCACCUCACUGCAUCCCAACCACACAUAACUAUGUUGGCAAAUAUCUGGAUAUAUCCUACGAAGUGGUGCUGAGUAUGCCUAUCAUGGGCGGCUCCGUCGGUCAAGUGCCUGGCAGCAGCAGUGUGUGGUCCUUCCCGUUCGGUACACAGUCUUCCUCGAUGAACGCAUUCGUCAAUACAAUUCAACUACCGAUGAUCAUCGCAACAGUACCCAUGAGUUAUCCGUUACCACCCCAGUUACAGAUUCCAGUUCAAGUGCAAGGUGAUGCGAUCGAAAUACCAUCGUUUAUCCCCAACAUCGAAUCGCCACUACCGAGCCCGUCGAAUACAUCGUUCAAUGAGAACCAAUGGCAUCAUGAGCGCCCAUCCGUUUCGCCAUCCAGUUCGAUCAAUAUGAGCUGGGAAGAUGAUCCCAUGGAUGAUGGUGAAGGCUAUGUGACGAAAUUUGAGAGUCAGCAGGACGCAUCUGGUCAUCUUAUGGUGCCUACAUUGGGUGAUGGUGCGCCUUAUUCUCGACGCAAGUCCAGCAGUUCGUCUACUUCUGGUCUAUCCAACAGUCCCUCGAUCAGCUCGGCAUCGAACCAAGUAGCUGUGCAAUGAUUUCAAUAUGUUAUUUCGAUGUGAAAAGUAAAAACCAAAGUUAUUCGAUGGCAUCUUGAUGUAAUGCUUGCAAAGGACUUUUCAGAAUACCGUGCAUAUACCCCUAUAAGGAACGUCGAGAAAGGAGAAAGCAGGGUAACGGACGCCAUCUUUAACUGAAUAGCUUCUUUCCUAUUUAUUUGUUUCUAUGCUUGGGUAUGAACAGCAGCCAUAUUUAUAAAGAUUACGUAAAAGAACUCAAAAUGGUGCUCACUCGUUUGCAAGUGUUCGUCUGCAUAGUGCAGUUCAUUUACAAUAACGCCGAGUUGUUGACAUUAUGUUCCGCUGUCGCUGGGAUAUAUAGUUAAUGUAGAACUUGGACAAAAUAAAAGGGAAUAUUGUUAGUUGCGAGAAGCGACUUUGUUGUCAGCAGAGCAUCACUGAGAUUACAUGACUGGCCAGUCAACUAUGUUAAAUAACAGUGCCCAAUG